AUGUUGGACUCACUUGUCUCAGACGGCAAAUUCGACCUGCUUGAUUUGGAUACAAUCAUGAUAGAUGCGGUUAGAUAUGAUGAUGCGCAAUUCGCCGAGGCGCUUUUUUCCCAUGGACUACCCUUGCACCCUGAUUACGCUUUGGAAGCAGCGAAGUGGAAGGCAAAGAAUGUCCUUGAAGCGCUUUUUAAGAACGGCUGGAAUGUCAACAAGCCAAUAAGUGACGCACAGCCCCCGGGCCAGCUUCUAUUCCACGCGCUGGAUAGGGAAUCUGAAGUGUUUGAAGUCUUAACACUUCUUCUUAAGGAAGGUGCUCCAUUGAAUGCGACAAUGUAUCAGAAUCAUCCCUUCUCCUGGUCUCUUUACGCUUUUAUGGGACUUGGUACCAUUUUACACAAGGCGACAGAGCUUGGAAAGGUCGACGUUGUACGAUUCCUGGUUCAUGACGGGGUAGACUUGAGCAUUAAAGAUGCAAAUGGGGACACCGCUUUGGAUUGCGCCAGGAGACUAAGCAAACUUGAAGUUGUACAAUUGCUCGAGGACUCAAUCGGUCAUUAA
Molecule: messenger RNA, 558 nt
Organism: Penicillium concentricum
Lineage: Eukaryota; Fungi; Ascomycota; Eurotiomycetes; Eurotiales; Aspergillaceae
Product: ankyrin repeat domain-containing protein
Exons: 2
Coding region: 1-558 (185 amino acids)
Cellular component (GO): nucleus; cytoplasm
Molecular function (GO): protein binding
Source: RefSeq, a predicted model, not a curated record